CUCAAUAUCGAGGACCAACCUUGGAGUUGACCUCAACUAACCUUUUGCUAAUUUCGUGGGCGUUGCUUUACACUUGAGUUUUCUUCUUCCUUGGUUCGACGUUACUUUCCAAAUCUUUACAACAUAUAUUCUCUUCCUUCCCCCCUUACUCCGUUGCUAUAGAAUUCGUAUACGUCAUGACCACUCGAAUUCUGAUCUUGGGAGCCACAGGUUAUAUGUAAACUUUCUCUCAUCCCAAUUUCUUCCUUCUAUGGAGACUGCUAAAUUCGUCAUCUAGUGGCGGCUCGAUUCUUACAGAAUUGAUAGGACAGAAUACAGGUGGAAAGAAAUACAUACUCUCAGCCCUUGUCCGCAAGCCUGAGCAAGCAUCAAUUCUUCAAAAAUCAGGUGUCAACGCGUCAGUUUUUCGAGAUCUCGAUGAUGUUGAGUCGAUCCGUAAAGCUGCGGGAGAAAAUGACCGUAAGAUCUGGCGUUCGUAUGAUUGAGAACAUCUUGCUCAUCCUUACAGUUAUCAUAGCAGCCGCAGAUGCAAGGCAUACAGAAAGUGCGAAAGCUUGUAUCACUGGCCUCGCCGAUCGUUCCAGGAGCACUGGACAGAAGACUAAUUAUAUUCAUGUAUGGCACUCUCUCACGUUCCUUUCUCGAGAUACAAAUAAUAACUUGAUAUGAAAAGACUGCUGGAACGAGCAUGGUAGCGGAUUGGCCCGUAUUGGGGGAGCGUAUCGAUACAUCUAUUCAUUCGGAUGUCGACGAGGAUAUAUUUCAAUCCGAAAAAGACAACCCAGAACCGUGGAGUGAUGUAAGAAAGGUCAACCAGGUUGUGGUCAAGCUAGGUGAAGAUUUUGGAGUCGAUAUUUACAUAGUUGCACCCCCUAUGAUAUGUAUGCUUGAUUGUCAUGUGCUCUGGGUCUCUCAAAUUCUUGCUGAUUGAACAUAGUUGGUUUCGGGACUGGCCUAUUUACUACUGGGUUUGGCCAAAUUCAUAUGCUUGCAGAAUUGUCCCUGGAACACAAGCAAGCAGUAAUUCUCGGAAACGGCUCUGGUGUCAGUAGUUCUGCUUCAAAGUACCACUUGUUAAUGAUGCUUACCAUUUAUAUAGAUAUGGAGUGUCAUCCACAUCAAGGAUCUCAGCAAGAUGUACUACCUUCUAGUUCAAGCUGUUAUUGAAGGAAAUUCGGAGCUUCUUAAAGGCAAGGAAGGCUACUAUUUUGCUGAGAAUGGAUCCCACAGUUGGAAGAGCAUUGCUGAAGAAAUUGGCAAGUUCGGGAAUGAAAAGGGGGUCUUCAAAACAGACAAAGUUAUUACUAUACACAUGCAUGAGGUUGCGGAUAAAUACUUUAAUCGGGAUAUACGACACGCUGAAUCGGUACUUGGAUCAAAGUUUGUUAUCUCAUCGAUUAAGGAUUUCAUCAUCCGUUGCUAAUACGGUUAAUAGUUCAAGAACGAAAGCAGAUCUUGCUCGUAAGGUUUUAGGAUGGGAACCUAAGUAUGGCGACGACGUCUUUUUCCAGAAAGUUCGAGAUGAUAUUGCUACGAUGAUUAAGAACCGCUCUUAAUUACAGUGAGUACCUUAUUAAAUAGAAACAUGAUCGAAAUUG
Hymenoscyphus albidus is the source of this 1598-nucleotide messenger RNA. NCBI's taxonomy places the organism in Eukaryota, Fungi, Ascomycota, Leotiomycetes, Helotiales, Helotiaceae. The record is from the annotation of a GenBank genome assembly.